Molecule: messenger RNA, 1260 nt
Organism: Chaetomium globosum CBS 148.51
Lineage: Eukaryota; Fungi; Ascomycota; Sordariomycetes; Sordariales; Chaetomiaceae
Exons: 3
Coding region: 1-1260 (419 amino acids)
Molecular function (GO): glycosyltransferase activity
Source: RefSeq, a predicted model, not a curated record
AUGACCACUUACACUAGAGCCGGGACGAUGCGAGUCUUCCUUGUUCAGACGGCGCAGGGACUAACUCCCUCGUCGGGCGGCUACAAUGCCAAUGUCAACCUUCUUCGCAGCCUCAGCAAGCAGGGUCACGAUACUGCCCAGCUUUGCUACGCCAACGACGACGAGAUCCUAGAGCACGCCGCCCGUGCCAAGCUUAACGGCAUCAACCCCAACGUUGCCAUCUCUUCCCUGUCGGUUGUCGACCCUCCCGGCCAGGCCUUCGAACUAGGUGUUAAGACCUUCACUGACGAGCACAACCGCAAUGCCUUGACCGCGAGAAUGGACUACCUUGUGAAGCUUUUCGCCAAGCACAUCACCGACUUUCAGCCGACCCAUGUCAUCUUCAAUGAUCCGAUCACCAUGAAGCUCUCGGCAUCCCACCCGAUGCGCCACACGUUCAAGCGCAUCAACAUCAUCCACACGGCCGAGCAGCUCCCCUUUGGCCCGUUUGUUGCUGGCGUCGACGGUCAUUGUCUCUCCCCUGCCGCUGAGAACCGCCUGCUGCGCGAUCUCGAUGGGAUUUGGUCCGUCUCCAAUGCAGUCAAGGAUUACGCCUGGACCCACGGCCGGCUGAUGACCAAAUUCCUUGUCCACCCUCCCAUGACCUACCUCGAUAGGGUGACGGGAGGCAUGCCUGUCGUGCGCAACAACAUUGACAAGGACGAGAUCGGCAUGGUCAACCCCUGCCCUCACAAAGGCCUUUCGAUCCUGAUUGCACUCGCCCGCAAGUUUCCUCACCUGAAAUUUGUUACCUGGAAGAGCUGGGGCUCCCGCACCGUCCACCUUGAGCAGCUCUAUUCACUUCCCAAUGUCAAGGUCGUGCCGACCACCAAGAAUCCCGACGAAAUUUGGGAUCGCAUCAAGGUUCUACUGGCCCCUUCCCUGUGGUAUGAGGCCUGGGGCAUCGUGGUGACUGAAGCCCAGCUUCGUGGCAUUCCCGUCAUUGCGUCCAACGCGGGUGGCCUCCCUGAGGCAAAGAUUGGUCUUCCGUACUGCAUCCCUGUCAAGGAAGUCACCGGCAAGCGCCAGGCCAACGGCGACUACGUGAUCCCCGAUCAGGACAUUGCCCCCUGGGAGGAGGCUCUCCAGAAGGUCAUGGGCGAUAGGAAGGAGUACCAGGCCCUCCAGACCCUCACUGCCACCAAGGCUCGGGAGUGGCUUCGCAGUCUGUGCCCCCGCGCUCAUGAGCAGUGGCUCCUUUCCAUGAUGGAGCAGAAGUAG